AUCAGUCUGUCUAAAUCCGGGAAGUGUAGUAAAGGGUGCUAAAAGCUCCGCAGGUAAUGGCCAAAUAUACCCGACCAGAACAGCUGUCGUAGAGACUUUUAACCAUAUUCACUGUCGUCGUUAUUACACGAGCUACACCCAGUUGCGUAUCCAUCAGCAGUUCAUUUGUCGGCGGGUUUGAUUCUUUGACUGGACAGGAUCAUCGGAAGCGAGGAGUCGUCCUGGGCGUGUUUGCUCUAAGAUCUGUGUAUUUCAUGUGCAUGGCCCUUGGUGUGGGAGCAGCAUGAGCGGGGAGCCUGAUGCCUUAGCUGUGGUGAAUCAGCUGAGGGACUUAGCUGCUGACCCCCUCAACAGGCGAGCUAUUGUUGAAGAUCAAGGCUGCUUGUCAGGCCUCAUUCUCUUCUUCGACCAUCCCAAUCCACAAGUCGUCUACUCUGCGCUAUUGGCGGUGCGCUACCUGGCAGAAUGCCGCUCCAACAGGGAGAAGAUGAAGGACGAGCUGGGAAUGAUGCUGAGCCUGCAGAACGUCAUGCAGAAGGGCACGUCGCCAGGCGAGACCAAGCUGCUAGCGUCUGAGAUCUACGAGAUCCUGCAGAACUCCAGCAGCGCGGAGGCCGAACAGGCGGAAGCGGCCGCCUCUUGCCGAAAAAAAGCCCAGUUUUUCCUGGGCUCAACGAACAAACGGGCCAAAACGGUGGUGCUUCAGAUCGACGGGCUUGAUGAUUCGGCUCGGAGGAGUCUUUGUGAAGAAGCCCUGCUAAAGAUCAAAGGUGUCAUCAGCUUUACGUUCCAGAUGGCUGUGAAGAGAUGUGUGGUGAGGAUCCGAUCAGACUUGAAGGCUGAG
Sinocyclocheilus anshuiensis is the source of this 844-nucleotide messenger RNA. Its product is annotated as armadillo repeat-containing protein 1-like. The annotation marks the transcript as partial. Gene Ontology annotation, molecular function: metal ion binding. The record is from RefSeq and is a predicted model, not a curated record. The transcript is spliced from 5 exons. NCBI's taxonomy places the organism in Eukaryota, Metazoa, Chordata, Actinopteri, Cypriniformes, Cyprinidae.